This is a messenger RNA of Acanthamoeba castellanii str. Neff, 1029 nucleotides long. RefSeq lists its product as uncharacterized. The transcript is spliced from 2 exons. NCBI's taxonomy places the organism in Eukaryota, Discosea, Longamoebia, Acanthamoebidae. Bases 1 to 1029 code for a protein of 342 amino acids. The record is from RefSeq and is a predicted model, not a curated record.
AUGAAGCUGCAUCUCGAAAGCGGAACGGGCCUGUUUGAAACUCCUGCCCCCCUCUCGCCCCCUUCGACGCGCCUCCAGCCUCCAGCCUCUCGGCCCUCCCCCUCCACUAGCGCGGUGGCUACCGCCGCACCACCCACCACGGCAACCCUGGGCUCUCGCGGGACGGCCCUUCCCACGGCGACGGGGUCGGCCAUCGUGCGACGCCCGGGCGGGUCAAUAGGGAGCGGAGGCCCCGGCUCAGAGUCGCCGCCGCCACGACGAGGCUCGACGGACGGUGGAGAGGGACUGCCGAACAUCGGACAAGCGGGCGGGUGGAAGAAGAAGGACUGGACCGAGACGGCUGCGUCGGUGGAGAAGGGCAAGACCCGAGGGAGGACGGAGCUCCUCUCCUCGGGCGGACAAGGCACCGAGGGGUGGAAGAAGAUGAAGAGCUUCUUCUCCACGAGCGCUCACCCUCUCCCCUCGCCACCUACUGUCGAGGUCCUGCAGCAGCAAUUGCAGCGCGAGCAAUCAGAGCGACGGCAUAUGGAAGAGGAGCUCCGACAGUUCAAGCAGAGGGCAGGGCCGCUCAUGUACCAGCUCAAACGGCGGUACGUCGAGUGCUACGACGCCAACAAGACGCUCACCCUGCGGAACGAACAUCUCGAACGGGAGCUGGAGGCGCUCUCCAAGUUCGGCAAGCCCGGCGCGCCGCCAAUUGCUCGAGACAAGAAGCCCGCAUCGCCGGAGGGCUCGGCAGUGGGGACAGCGAGCGGAGGACGAGCAGCCGACUUCAUGGCGCGCGAGAAGAUGCUGGAGGCGAGGGAGAAGAAGGAGUGGCGGAACACGCGGAUGAUGAUGGUGGAAUCGCACAAGACGGAGAGGCUCGAGCUGAUGGCGCAGGUCGAGGAGCUCAGGGAGAAGCUCAAAGGACUGACCAAGGAUCUGCUCGAGGUGUUGGACGAGAACGAGAAGCUGGUCAAGCAGCUGGAGAUCGCCGAGGAGGAACGAGACAAGUGUAUAAAGCUGAUGGAGAGCAAGGUCUCCUGA